Archocentrus centrarchus (flier cichlid) is the source of this 1530-nucleotide messenger RNA. RefSeq names its product arrestin domain-containing protein 3-like. The transcript is spliced from 7 exons. The record is from RefSeq and is a predicted model, not a curated record. Bases 49 to 1203 code for a protein of 384 amino acids. Gene Ontology annotation, biological process: protein transport. Lineage: Eukaryota; Metazoa; Chordata; Actinopteri; Cichliformes; Cichlidae. Gene Ontology annotation, cellular component: cytoplasm; plasma membrane.
UGGUCUUCUGUACUUGGGAAGGUUUCCUGUCCGCUGCUGCUACUCGUUAUGCUGUCCACAGUAAAAAGAUUAGAAGUCACAUACAAGCCUGUCAAUGACAGCAACUCCUUUACUAACGGCGACAUCGUUGCCGGGGAAGUCACGCUGGAAGCGGCGAAAGACUUUCAAAUAGGCUCUCUGUUCAUUAAAUUUAAAGGGAAAGCGGAAGUUCGGUGGACCGAGAGGCACGGUAAAACUACCCAUGUGUACCACGCAAAAGACAAGUACUUCAGCGUGAGACAUUACUUCAUUCUCGACAAAAAUGGCAAAGGGAACGACAGACAGACACUGGUGACAAAUGAGAAUUCACAAACAUACUGCAGUGUCGUUGCCCCAGGAUGCCACGUCUACCCAUUCAGCUUUCAGAUUCCUUUCCAGGAUUUGCCCUCCUCCUUCAGCGGUGCAGAUGGUAAAAUUGUGUACUUGCUGGAAGCUGUGCUGAGCAGAUCGAUGAGGAUUGACACGAAACAUUCGACUAAGAUCAACUUUGUGUCCAGGACAAAUAUGAACACUGUGACUUGGUUACAGACACCCCAGCAUGAGUCUAAGGAUAAGAAAAUUUUUACCUCAGGAAGUGUAGCCAUGGAUGUGAAUCUUGAAAAAAUGGGCUUCCACCAAGGAGAAGGAUUAAAGGUUGUGGCCUUCAUUAAAAACAGUUCAUCUCGUGAGGUCAAGCUCAAAUACUGUGUUUACAGAAAACAUAGUUUCUUUGCAAGAGGGAAGAGAAGGCUCCAUACUAAUGACCUCUUGAAAGAGGUGGGAGACCCCAUCCCUCCAUCUGCAGAAGAAACCGUUACAAGGGUCAUUACCAUUCCCCAUGACCUGGAGCCCUCGGUCCUGAACUGCAACAUCAUUAAAGUAGAGCACAGACUCAGGGUCUACCUUGAUGUAAAAUAUGCCUCAGAUCCAGAGAUCAAGUUUCCUAUAGUCAUUCUGCCAGCCUUUCAGGCCUCUGCUGCACUGCCACCACCACCUGCUGCCGCUGCCACUGCUCCUCCUGCUGCGCCUCCAUUCUCUUCUGGAUUCAACCCAAACCCUCCAGUGUGGGGUUAUGGGCCACAACCGCAACAACCACCAGUAGUCCCCAAUCCAUCAGAGUCCCCUCCUCCUUAUGGAGCAUAUGCAAUGUACCCUUCUUUGACAGAUUUUGACAAGAAAUAUUAAUAACAGGGCUGAAAAGAUGCUUAGCCUGAUUAUAUCCUCUUUUUUUUUUUUUUUUUUAAAUAUUUCACAACUUAAAUGUUAAGAAUAUUUGCAUGUUAUAGAAACUUGACAUAAUACAUUGAGAAAAUGUUAAUCACAUUUUUCUGAAAAUAUGCGUAUAUCUUAAAUAACCAGCAUACAGUAUUUUCUAUUCACGGGUUAACAACAUGGUGGCGCAGUGGUUAGCAUUGCUGCCUCGCCUCCCUCUCUCUCUCUGUGUGGAGUUUGCAUGUUCUCCCCGUGUCUGCGUGGGUUUUCUGCGGGUACUCCGGUUUCCUCCCACAGUCC